Molecule: messenger RNA, 1662 nt
Organism: Penicilliopsis zonata CBS 506.65
Lineage: Eukaryota; Fungi; Ascomycota; Eurotiomycetes; Eurotiales; Aspergillaceae
Exons: 2
Coding region: 1-1662 (553 amino acids)
Molecular function (GO): oxidoreductase activity
Source: RefSeq, a predicted model, not a curated record
AUGUCUCAGUCAUUCCACGUCACCUCUCUGAUUCCCAACAAUCAGCCCAUAAAGCCCAGUAAUUGUGGCUCCGGCCUGGCUGCGCGCCUCGAGGCGGCGACUCUGGCAGAGUCGGCCCCCGAGGCAUCCUGCGCACCAGGACCGGAGAUCCACAAGACGGUGAUUGUGGUGGGAGCAGGAAUUGCUGGCCUACGGGCAGCGGCGGUGCUGCGUCGCCAUGGCUGCCGGGUUGUCGUGCUGGAGGCGCGCGACCGGAUCGGAGGCCGCAUUCUGACCAGCAGAAAGGGCGACUCGGUGGUAGACAUUGGAGCCGCCUGGAUGCAUGAAACCUCCCAGAAUAACUUGGUGAAGCUGAUCCCCCAGCUUUCCAUCCCCUACUAUUACGACGACGGCGCCCCGCUCUACUUCACCGAGGACGGGCGUGCCGGCUCGCAGUUCAAGGCGAAGAAAGUGGCUGACGAGUUCGCCGACUACUGCGAGUGGUACUACGACACUCACCCGGACGCCCCCGACCGUCCGGUCGACGAGUUUGUCAAGGAGUUUGUCCAGCAGCACCAGCUGAUCACCGACGACGAGCGUCUGUGGGCGCCCCAGGCCGUCCGCGAGGUAGAACUGUGGAUCGGCACCAGCGUCGAGCAGGCCUCGUCCAAGCAUCUGUCCUACUUCAUCACCGAGCGCAACCUGUACAUGAAGGGCGGGUAUGACCGCAUCGUCGACUGGACCGCCCAGCCGCUGCGCGACGACCCUUCCAUCCUGCGUCUCAACCACCACGUCCGCGCCGUCCAGUGGAACGAGCACGGCGACGACGGGCCCCUGCGCGUCCAGCUCACCGACCCCCAGGGGGCCGAGCAGACCAUCGAGGGCGACGCCGUCGUCAUGACCGUGCCCCUGGGUGUCUACCAUCAUGACCUUAUCGCCUUCCAGCCGCCCUUGCCGAGUGACAUCCAAGAGGGCCUGGCUCGCUUCAGCUACGGCGCCCUGGGCAAAGUGUUCUUUGAAUUCGCAGAGGUCUUUUGGUCGAAAGACAAUGACCAGUUCAUCUACUAUCCUUCCCCGGAGGAGGCCGACGGCGACGACCUCGCCGUCCUCUCCUCCACCUCGAACAGCGCCUCUUCCGUGCGCUCCUCCUCGGCCAGCAGCACCCGCUCAGCCACAUCAUCCUCCACCGUAGGCGAUAACAUCCUCAACUACGCCACCGUGACGAUCAACCUGUGGAUCAUGACAGGCGGCAAGUCGCUGUGCGUGCAGAUCGCAGAACCCCUGACCCAACGCAUCGAGGCCAUGACCGACUCCAAGGAGAUCUACCGCUUCUUCGAGCCCUUGUUCAAACUCCUGCGUACAGAACCCUACAAAGCCCUGCCCCGUCUGCUCAACGUUGAAACAACACAUUGGACACAGGACCCCCUGGCGGGCUUUGGCUCUUACUCCGCCGAUAAAGUCGGCGACGAGCCGCACCUCCUCUUCGACGCCCUCGAGGCCAACCGUCACUCCCGCCUGCAGUUCGCAGGCGAACACUGCACCCUCGUCGCCAAUGGCUGUGUCCACGGCGCUUUUGCUACCGGUGAGACCGCCGCUACAAAUCUGCUCGAGCAGUUCGGCAUCCCUUUUGAUGGUGGCGAUCUGGUCACCGCUACCGAAACUUCGGCCAGAAGUAUCCAGUAA